Molecule: messenger RNA, 1014 nt
Organism: Juglans microcarpa x Juglans regia
Lineage: Eukaryota; Viridiplantae; Streptophyta; Magnoliopsida; Fagales; Juglandaceae
Product: glycine-rich protein 2-like
Molecular function (GO): zinc ion binding; nucleic acid binding
Source: RefSeq, a predicted model, not a curated record
AUCCAAAGCGCCGAAAAUCACACGCUCUUCCAAGUUAUUUAGGGUUUGUUUCGGUGUGUGAUCCUUAGGGUUUGUUUCGGCGGUGAUGGGUGAGAGGCUCAGCGGGACGGUCAAGUGGUUCAAUGACCAGAAGGGGUUCGGCUUCAUAACCCCCGACGAUGGUGGCGAGGAGGUCUUCGUACACCAGUCCUCGAUCCGAUCCGACGGAUUUCGGAGUCUGGGUGAAGGCGAGGCCGUUGAGUACCAGAUCGAGUCCGGAAAUGAUGGCCGGACCAAGGCCGUUGAUGUCACGGGCCCAGCUGAAGGUCCCGUCCAGGGUAGCCGAGGAGGCGGAGGCGGAGGCGGAGGCGGCGGGAGAAGUGGACGUAGUAGUGGAGGCUACGGUGGUGGAGGUUAUGGUGGUGGCGGUGGGUACGGUGGCGGUGGCGGUGGUUAUGGUGGCGGUGGUGGGUACGGUGGUGCCAGAUCGGGAGGCAGAGGAAGCGGCGGCGGUGGAUAUGGCGGUGGGUACGGUGGUGGCGGCGGCGGUGGAGGGAGUUGUUAUAAGUGUGGUGAAAGCGGCCAUUUUGCAAGGGACUGUUAUCAGGGAGGAAGCGGCGCUGGAGGCGGUGGUGCUGGCGGUGGCGGUGGCGGUGGCAAUUGCUACAACUGCGGUGGGACUGGGCAUUUCGCUAGGGAGUGUCCCAACAGCGCUCGUUGAUCGGUUGUGCUUUGGUUACUAGUGUGUUUUUUCACACAUUUAAUGUACUUUCUUGUUUUUUUUAUAGGUGGUGUUCUUUCGAGGAUGUUUCUUGAUGACCCACUUUUGGUUUGGCGUUCAUGUUUAUGGGUCACUCCGUAGUAAUCUGUUUGGCUUAACUAGUACCUGAUUAGUUUCUUAGAUGGAUUGCUGGUUGGUUUUCUUUUUGGUCUCUCUUCUAUAUUGAUGUUUUUGGUUAUCACUGAUAGUGUGUCUUGGCUGGGACAGAGUAGAGGUUGUGCAAGUGGUGAAAUAGAUGCUCAUUUUGAUGUUUA